AAUCAAAUUUUAAAUAGCUUUUAAUGUUCUCUCUUGUUCACUAAACGCAACUAAGGAACACAGGCAGCAUGUUCUACACACAUGUGCUUAUGAGUAAGCGGGGGCCAUUGGCCAAAAUCUGGCUUGCCGCUCACUGGGAGAAGAAACUCACAAAGGCCCAUGUAUCUGAAUGUAAUCUAGAGAUAAUCAUUGAGAAAAUUAUUUCACCUAAGGUGAAAAUUGCACUUCGGACUUCAGGACAUCUUCUCUUGGGAGUUGUUCGGAUCUAUAAUAGGAAGGCAAAAUAUCUUUUGGCAGAUUGCAGCGAAGCAUUGCUUAAAAUGAAGAUGACAUUUCGCCCAGGACUAGUUGACCUUCCGAAGGAGAAUUUUGAAGCAUCUUACAGUGCUAUCACACUGCCAGAAGAAUUUCAUGAUUUUGAAAUCCAGAAUGUGAAUGCUAUUGGUGUUUUAGAAAAAUUUACUCAGAACCAAAGCAGACCAGAAGAAAUCACACUUAGAGAAGAUUAUCACAAUGUUCUACUUUUCCAAGCUAGGAACUUUGGGGCGGAAGCUGAAAUCCUCAGAAGCCAUAGCUUCUUUGAUGACAACAUCUUGCUGAAUUCCAAUGGUCCUUUAGUUGAACAUAGUUCUGGAAGCCUCAAUGCAGAAAAAUCUCUGCUCUAUGACAGUGGAGAUGGAUUUGGUGAUGAAGGGGCUGCAGGAGAAAUGAUUGACAACCUAUUACAAGAUGAUGAAAAUAUCCUGUUAGAAGACAUGCAUUUGAACAAAGAAGUUUCCAUGCCUCCUGAGCCUCCCAAUACUAUAGUGGUAGAACCAGAUAAUCCAGAGUGUACACAUCUACUGGAAAAUGAAAAAAUGCAUGAAACCACGUUAUCAAAUGAAGAGGAAGGAUUUACCCUUGUUCCGAUUGAUACUUCAGAUAUUGCUUGGAAAAGGAAAAACAAAAAGAGGAAAUUGCUCAUAGAUCCAGUCAAGGAGAUCAGCAGCAAAACUAUGCAUAAACAGCUUACUUUCUUCGCUGACACGCUCAUGGUUUUGGAACUUGCACCUCCUACCCAAAGACUGAUGAUGUGGAAAACAAGGGGAGGAGUGGAUACACUUCUGUCAUCUGCUACCCAGGAUUUGAUUCAUACUGAACUGAAAAUGUUGUUUACAAAAUGCUUUCUGUCUUCUGGCUUUAAACUUGGAAGAAAAUUGAUACAAAAGGAAUCAAUAAGUGAAGAAAUGGGGGGCAGAAACGUAGUAGAGACCUCCAUGAUGAAAGAUCCAAAUUCCCAGCAAGAGUUAAGCCAACCCAAAACUUGGCAGGAUGUGACUGAUGAAUCUCAUUAUAGCUCUCAUGAGGAUACUAAUAAAAAUAUUAGCUCUGAGCAGGAUAUUGUUUCUUUGGCUGCUGAGGAAUCCUCUUUAAUGAAUGUUACCUUGGCACAAGGAAUUGAAAAUAGUUCAGUUGAAUUGGAGUCAUUGGGAAGUGAACAAAAUAUUGAGGCAAAGAGAUGGAAUCGAAGAAUACAUCGGCUGUUAAAUGAUUUGCGGGAAUCUCACAAGACAGGAAUGAAGUGCUUUAGUCUGAUGACUCUCUGCAGAAAUAGUGACCGAAAACAAGCUGCUGCCAGAUUUUAUAGCUUUCUUGUCCUAAAAAAACAGCGGGCUAUUGAGCUGAGCCAGAGUGCCCCCUAUGCAGAUAUUAUAGCUACAGUGGGACCAAUGUUCCAUAAAAUAUGAAGGAAAUUCAGAACAUGCAGAUUUAUGUCAUCAUUGGAAUUUCUGUAUAGAUUGUUCGAUUUAAUGCAGCAGCCGCCUGGAAGCAGCUGAAGGUCUGAUCCCUUUCAUAGACAAGCCAACCUGCCAUUUCUUCUUUGUAAGCUCAGAAUAAUCAUAGCCAGAGCUGGAAACAUAUAUGCUCACAGAAAUACUAAAUUAUAGCUGAGUAAUAGUUUUAACUUAGCUGACUUGAAUGUAUAGUAUGUACCACUUCCCUGACUUGAAUGUUGCAUUUAGAAUACAUUUUGAAAAUAUUAUAUGGCUUCAGGAGACACUCAAGGAUGUUAUUAAAGGGCUACUUUACAUUGGAAUAUUUAUUUUAA
Messenger RNA from Myotis brandtii (Brandt's bat), 2089 nucleotides. RefSeq names its product RAD21 cohesin complex component like 1 (gene RAD21L1). Gene Ontology annotation, cellular component: cohesin complex; synaptonemal complex. Gene Ontology annotation, biological process: synaptonemal complex assembly; mitotic sister chromatid cohesion; replication-born double-strand break repair via sister chromatid exchange. The transcript is spliced from 13 exons. Gene Ontology annotation, molecular function: protein binding; chromatin binding. Bases 69 to 1727 code for a protein of 552 amino acids. The record is from RefSeq and is a predicted model, not a curated record. Lineage: Eukaryota; Metazoa; Chordata; Mammalia; Chiroptera; Vespertilionidae.